Messenger RNA from Oncorhynchus nerka (sockeye salmon), 4472 nucleotides. RefSeq lists its product as uncharacterized. Lineage: Eukaryota; Metazoa; Chordata; Actinopteri; Salmoniformes; Salmonidae. The coding region runs from base 281 to 2194 and encodes 637 amino acids. The record is from RefSeq and is a predicted model, not a curated record. The transcript is spliced from 7 exons.
ACAAAAGUGUAAUUCACACUCCGACCUGUGACAAGCAGCAAUACGCAACACAGCGUCUCGUCUGCUGGAAAAUCACACAAAGACGUGACCAAGAAGAAUUUCCAAGUUUGCGUUUUUAUUGUUGUUACUGAAACCUUUAUUAACACCCUGUAACUCAAAAUAUGACUAAUUUAACUGCACAGCGCCACAUAUUUACCCCAUGUAGUGUUUAAUUUGCGUUGGAGACAGGUUGAUACAUGUUAUCUAGGUAACGCUAGUUAGCUGCUAACGUUAGCUAACAAUGUCUAGCUGUAUGGUUUUUCACACUCAAAUAGCCUCCAUCAUGGAGGUGCUAGCGAAUGCAGCCGUGGCAGAAAUCUGUAAACUCGUAGACGACGACUAUGCAGUGUUUCGUUUGGAAAUAACUCAAAGCCAGAAAGAAAACAUGGCAUUGCGGAGGAAACUACUGGAAAUGAAAGUGGCACGGGAGCGCGCAGAGAGGACAACGCGAGAGCGCGGCCUCGCCAGUCGUCCCAGUAGUGUCAAGAUCCUCGAUCGAUACAGAGGAAUGGCAAGAGGUGAAGGACAUCUCACUGGAGGCCACAGGAGCUUUGUGAAGCCAGCGGGACACAAUACAUGGAGAGAUGACCAACCGAUCACUGUUGAUGAAGGGAGUGUAACCUCAACCCAGUACUUUAUUGGGAUCGAGUCUGCAGAUAAAGAGGCUGCAGGUCCUGGGGUCAAGCUGGAGAGGUUUGAAGGAGUGGAGGACCCACUGCACAACAGAGACAUCCAGUCUGGAGCGCCCCCUGUAGCCAAUGAGGACCCCACCACCACCCCAGUGCAGUCCAGGACACAAUGCCUCAUCACGGAGGAGGAGGAGGGUCCAGAGGUGCUGCUGGUGAAGGAGGAGGGUCUGGGGAAGCCUGAGGGGACCAUGGUCAUGGAGGACAACCAGACUACACCUCCUCCUGAACCCACAGAGGAACCAGCUGAGCAGCACAGGACCACACACAGUCUCACUGAGUCAGUAGACAUGGAGGAUGGGAAGCCUGAUCUGCUGCUGGUCAAAGAGGAGACAAUAGAAGACAGACCAGAGAGCAUUGACCUGCUGAGUGGACUAAAGAUGGGGGAGCAAGGUGGUUGGCUGGAGGAUAACAGAGGCGACUGGGAGGCCAUAUUGGAUUACCAUACGGGUGCAGCCAAGGGCCCAGGGGACAACAUCACCGAGCAAGCCGGGACCAAAGGCAACAUAGUGGAGUCUGCAGUCCAUGAGGACCUGCUGAUAUCCGGUGUUGCUGGCUGGAAAUACUGGACCUCUGAGGUGGCUGGUCACAAACCAUGGCCCCGGAUCAGAACCAUAGAUCAGGGGCCAUCACUCUUCCUUCCAGAGUCGGAACAAGGACCGAACCACGAGGGACAGAGACUCCACCACCACACAAAACACAACCAGUGGACAAGUGGACUGAACAACCUCAGUCCUGGUGGUCAUCAGAGAGAUAGAGGCUCCAGUCAGGGAUCCAGUCUGCAGCCCAGACCCUUCUCUUCACAGUCUCAGUGCAGGGAUGAAGCAGGGCCUGGGGCUGAUAGAGAUAGACCCUCCUGUUCCUAUGAUACAAACACCACAGUAUCCACAAUGAACAGAGCAGGUCACCCUGGGCUUCAGCCUUCACAGAGAGUGGUGGGAGACCCCCCUGGAGGUAGUCUAUCAGGAAAUCUGUCUUCUCCUUCAGAGUCUCCUCUAAUACCUGGUGACUGGGUUCAUAGAAAGCCUGGCCCUGGGUCUAGCCUUCCUCAGUUACCUCAUGGUUACCCCACUAAUACAGACAAGGUCAGGAUGGGCGUUCACCACAAGAGGUACCUAGCCUAUAACACAGCACACAAUCCCAACAACACCCAAACAAUGGCUAGAGGUCAAGGAGGGAGCUCAAAGACGAACCACCUGAGGGUGGUCGCUCCUGCUUCUACCUCCUCUGGUGUCAUUGGGUCACAACGUGGGAGGCCGAGCGUUAGGACAGACGCUGACAAGCUUUACGCCUGCUCUACAUGUGGGAAGCGCUUCGCUGAGGCAAACUAUGUGAAGGAGCACCAGACCGUUCACACCAAGGAGAGGCCCUUCAAGUGCAAACUAUGUUACAAGAGCUUCUCCUUCCGGAGUAGCCUUAUCAGACAUAGGAGUGUCCACAAUAUGGAGAAAUCGGAGCAGUGUGGCUAGAGAGGGCUCCCGAGUGGCGCAGCGGUCUAAAGCACUGCAUCUCAGUGCUAGAGGCAUCACUACAGACCCUGGUUUGAUUCCAGGCUCUAUCACAACCGGCCGUGAUUGGGAGGCCCAUACGGCGGCGCACAAUUGGCCGAGCGUCGUCCAGGUUAGGAUUUGGCCGGGGUAGGCAGUCAUUGUAAAUAAGAAUUUGUUCUUAACUGACUUGCCUAGUUAAAUCAAUAAAAAUGUGACGAUGUACACAGGGGACCAUACUUUAGCUAUCAUGUGAAGUGACCUGGAGUAAGAGCAGUGGCAUUCUGGAGGUGGGCAGAACGCCAGUGGGCAAUUAGUAUACUCACUUCUUAAUCCCCACGAUGCAUAUCAAAGUAGUGUAGUGGAGGUAUACCCUGUGUCAAUAAGGCUGAUGGAACAGAUCUAGAAUGUUUAUCUUACAAUGUUGCUGAACUAUUAUUUUGUCACAUUUUCGCAAUGUGCACACAGUGUUAGGCCUAUGCGCAAAUGAUUCAUUUGAUUUGAGAGGAAUGGAAGAUUUGAUAUAGGCCAAUAGUUUUUUAUAUUUUCUGGGUCACGGUUUGGCUUUUUCAAGAGAGGCUUUAUUACUGCCACUUUUCGUGAGUUUGGUACACAUCCGGUGGAUAGAGAGCCGUUUAUUAUGUUCAACAUAGGAGGGCUAAGCACAGGAAGCAGCUCUUUCAGUAGUUUAGUUGGAAUAGGGUCCAGUAUGCAGCUUGAAGGUUUAGAGGCCAUGAUUAUUUUCAUCAUUGUGUCAAGAGAUAUAGUACUAAAACACUUGAGUGUCUCUCUUGAUCCUAGGUCCUGGCAGAGUUGUGCAGACUGAGCUUUGGAGGAAUACGCAGAUUUAAAGAGGAGUCCGUAAUUUGCUUUCUAAUGAUCAUGAUAUUUUCCUCAAAGAAGUUCAUGAAUUUAUUACUGCUGAAGUGAAAGCCAUCCUCACUUGGGGAAUGCUGCUUUUUCAAAACAUUUUUUCGGAUUGUUCUUAUUUUCCUCAAUUAAAUUGGAAAAAUAGGAUGAUCGAGCAGCAGUGAGGGCUCUUCGAUACUCCACGGUACUGUCUUUCCAAGCUAGUCGGAAGACUUCCAGUUCGGUGUGGCGCCAUUUCCGUUCCAAUUUUCUGGAAGCUUGCUUCAGAGCUCGAGUAUUUUCUGUAUACCAGGGAGCUAGUUUCUUAUGACAAAUGUUUCUAGUUUUUAAGGGUGCAACUGCAUCUAGGUUAUUGCGUAAGGUUAAAUUGAGUUCCUCAGUUAGGUGGUUAACUGAUUUUUGCCCUCUGAUGUCCUUGGGUAGGCAGAGGGAGUCUGGAAGGGCAUCAAGGAAUCUUUGUGUUGUCUGAGAAUUUAUAGCACGACUUUUGAUGCUCCUUGGUUGGGGUCUGAGCAGAUUAUUUGUUGUGAUUGCAAACGUAAUAAAAUGGUUGCCCGAUAGUCCAGGAUUAUGAGGAAAAACAUUAAGAUCCACAACAUUUAUUCCAUGGGACAAAACUAGGUCCAGAGUAUGACUGUGACAGUGAGUAGGUCCAGAGACAUGUUGGACAAAACCCACUGAGUCGAUGAUGGCUCUGAAAGCCUUUUGGAGUGGGUCUGUGGACUUUUCCAUGUGAAUAUUAAAAUCACCAAAAAUGUGAAUAUUAUCUGCUGACUACAAGGUCCGAUAGGAAUUCAGGGAACUCAGUGAGGAACGCUGUAUAUGGCCCAGGAGGCCUGUAAAACAGUAGCUAUAAAAAAAAAAAGUGAUUGAGUAGGCUGCAUAGAUUUCACGACUAGAAGCUCCAAAGAUGAAAAUAAAUAAAUAAAUUGAAAUUGAAAUUUGCUAUCGUAAAUGUUAGCAACACCUCUGCGGGAUGCACGGGGGAUAUGGUCACUAGUGUAACCAGGUGGUGAGGCCUCAUUUAACACAGUAAAUUUAUCAGGCUUAAGCCAUGUUUCAGUCAGGCCAAUCACAUCAAGAUUAUGAUCAGUGAUUAGUUAAUUGACUAUAACUGCCUUUGAAGUGAGGGAUCUAACAUGAAGUAGCCCUAUUUUGAGAUGUGAGGUAUCACGAUCUCUUUCAAUAAUGGCAGGAAUGGAGGAGGUCUUUAUCCUAGUGAGAUUGCUAAAGCGAACACCGCCAUGUUUAGUUUUGCCCAACCUAAGUCGAAGCACAGACAGGUCUCAAUGGGGAUAGCUGAGCUGACUACACUGACUGUGCUAGUGGCAGACUCCACUAAACUGGCAGGCUGGCUAAUAGCCUGAUGCCUGGCCUACACCCUAUUUCA